This is a messenger RNA of Diatraea saccharalis (sugarcane borer), 2141 nucleotides long. The record is from the annotation of a GenBank genome assembly. Lineage: Eukaryota; Metazoa; Arthropoda; Insecta; Lepidoptera; Crambidae.
AGUCAAAUUUUAUAUGUCAUUUUCGUUCUAUCGACGAUAGAUUUAGGAUAAGUUAGAGAAAACGACGGAUUUAACUUAUUAUUCACAUUCCACAAUUCGAGAGUGAUCCUUCAGAAGGAUCACUAAUUAAAUCUGGGAUUUAUAAAAAAAAUAUUAUACAAAAUGAGUAAAAUCGUGCCGUCUGCUGCGAAACUGUUAGCAGCAAAUUCUCUUACGAAAUCCGUCGGUCCAGCAGCAUCGACGAUCAAAAACUAUAGCACGAAACAAGAAGCUACGUUUCAGAUUAAGCCCUUCAAACUCCACAAAUUGGAUUCAGGGCCAGCCACAACAGCAACACUCACAUCAGAAGAUGCUCUUAAAUUGUAUGAACGUUUGGCCAUAUUGCGUAGAAUUGAAACUGCAUCGGGCAAUCUGUACAAAGAGAAAAUCAUACGUGGCUUCUGCCACUUAUACUCAGGUCAGGAGGCUGUGGCGGUAGGCAUGCGUGCGGCGAUGCGUGACGUGGACUCGGUCAUCACAGCUUAUCGUUGUCACGGUUGGACGUACUUGAUGGGCGUGAGCGUACUCGGGGUACUGUCCGAACUAACCGGCAGAAGGACCGGCUGCUCUAGAGGCAAAGGAGGCUCUAUGCAUUUGUACAGUAAAAACUUCUACGGAGGCAAUGGUAUUGUCGGUGCUCAGGUGCCACUAGGCGCGGGGGUAGCGUUCGCGCACAAGUAUAGACAAGAUGGCGGCGUUUGCUUCGCAUUGUACGGAGACGGCGCCGCCAAUCAGGGGCAGCUGUUCGAGGCUUACAACAUGGCCGCGCUGUGGGACCUGCCCUGCGUGUUCGUUUGCGAAAAUAAUGGAUAUGGUAUGGGCACUAGCGUGGACCGCGCGUCCGCCAGCACCGAGUACUACUCGCGCGGCGACUACGUGCCGGGCAUAUGGGUGGACGGCAUGGACGUGCUCGCCACCAGGGAGGCGACCAAGUACGCGAUCGACUAUUGCACCAGCGGGAAAGGUCCCCUGGUGAUGGAGAUGGAGACGUACCGCUACUCGGGCCACUCGAUGUCGGACCCGGGCACCUCGUACCGCACCCGCGACGAGGUGCAGGAGGUGCGACAGACGCGCGACCCGAUCACCUCGUUCAAGGACAAGCUCAUCAGCAACAACCUCGCCACGCCGGACCAACUCAAGGAAAUCGACGCUAAAAUCCGCACAGAGGUCGACGAAGCCACGAAACGUGCUAAGAGCGAACCAGAAAUAGACGUCGAAGAGCUGAGCGCCGAUAUAUACCAUAAUUGUGUAGAGAACGAAAUCAGGGGCAUACUGCCCAACGCACCGCUGAAACAUCUAGAAGUUGUGCCACGCAAAUAACAAGCUUCACGCACAGGAAAUUAGGUCUGUUAUCCCACUUAGUGUUCUGCGAACGAACGAAAAUUAUUUAUUUUUUAUGUUUAAACUAACUUUUCUUAGUGAAUUUAGUGUUAGAUUGUCGUAAUAUGGCUCGGUAUCUGUGAUAUGGUAGUGGGUGAUUAAGAAUUGGAAUUCAUUAACCCAUUUUAUUUGUAUGAACUGAUCAGAAUCGUUGUAGCUCUGUUGCAGAAGAUUUAUGUUCAGAUGUCGGCUGUGGCAUUACAUUUGUUCCAAUGUACAACUUAUAAAGGCGUUGCGCCUUUGUGGACAGGUCAUUUAUAAUCUUAUUUACUUCAGGUGAUAUCUAUAUAAAAUCCUUCAUUAAAACAAUAGAUAUAUAUUGACUAUUUUUGUACUUUGUUUGACUUAAUAUUAUUGUUUCUGUAAUUAUUACUGGUAUUUUACACACAAUCUUUGUGUUGACUUUAUAUAACAUCACGUUUUGUAAGCAUGAUCCCCGCCAUAUCACAGUAGAUAUAUAUAUAUUUUUUGUAAGCGACAGUGAAGAUUUUGAAAUGCUUAUUUUUACAGUUACAAACGAUUUUAUUAUUGUAAGAAAUUAUGAUUGUAUUCUAUGUAUAUCAAUUUUUUUUUCUUUCGAGAUUUUAUUUUUUAUAAUCAUUGUAUAUUUAAGCUUUAAACUGCCUCCGACAUAUUUUAGUAUCACUGUUAAAAUUAUAUAUAAUAUAAUCGUGUAUGUAUCUGUUUGUUUAUUGUUAAGGGAAAUACAGAAUAUUAUUUAU